AUGGGGAAUGGUAUAGGAUACAGAGCUUAUGGUGCUGGUAAUCAGGAGGUAAACCUAUCUGCCGAAAACUAUGUGCAGAUUCGUACUGACGAUGGAGUCUUUCACAUAAGUCAAUCAGAAUCACAUGGUCGUGGAAGUAUUACCAUUCGUGGCCGAGGAUCUAUCUUCGUGCGCGGUCGUGGAAGAACCUAUGGUAUUUGGAGCACCCAUGUCCGUAGUGGAUAUAUUAGCUUUGAAAGAAGCGGUGGAGAUGGUUUUCAGAGCGCUAGGAUCUCGGCAGCAGCUUCACAUUUUGGUGAGCUUUUAGCAUCGGUACGAAUGGUUGAGGAUGCAGCGUCCAAUCAGCAACAGGAAGAUGUUGCUCCGGAUCCGGAAGUAAACCGUGUGGAGGAUUUGGAAUUGUCAUCAGACGAAGCUGAUUUCGAUGAUGCCCUCGGAACUCCUUAAAAUUCACGAUCUGUCACCCGAAAAUAUCGCAUUGUA
This is a messenger RNA of Drosophila takahashii, 483 nucleotides long. RefSeq lists its product as uncharacterized. Lineage: Eukaryota; Metazoa; Arthropoda; Insecta; Diptera; Drosophilidae. The record is from RefSeq and is a predicted model, not a curated record.